Molecule: messenger RNA, 882 nt
Organism: Phalaenopsis equestris
Lineage: Eukaryota; Viridiplantae; Streptophyta; Magnoliopsida; Asparagales; Orchidaceae
Product: monocopper oxidase-like protein SKS1
Exons: 4
Coding region: 168-809 (213 amino acids)
Molecular function (GO): copper ion binding; oxidoreductase activity
Source: RefSeq, a predicted model, not a curated record
UAGUGAUUCAAACGAGGCAAACAUCCACUCCGGAAGAGAAAAAGCCAUUCAACAGUGGAAUUUACGUACAUACGGCAUAUUCUUUCGGUUGAAAAGCCUUUCUGCUCUCUAUCCUUCUCAGUUCCCACUGCUCACUCCAGCUCGCUCGAUAGAGAAAGCACGCGAGAAUGAGCUUCCCCCGGUCAUCGUUAUUGUGUCAGAAGUCAUUCGGGUUCCAUUGCUUUGUUUUUUUUCUUCUGUUUGCUGGUUUUUCUUUUUCAGAGGAUCCCUACAUCUUCUUGGACUGGGAUGUCUCCUUUAUCAUGGCUUCUCCUCUAGGAAUCAAGCAGCAGGUUAUUGGAGUUAAUGGCCAGUUUCCCGGACCAAUAUUGAAUGUCACAACUAAUUGGAAUGUUGUAGUAAAUGUCCACAACAACUUAGAUGAGCCAUUUCUUGUUACCUGGGAUGGUUUACAACAACGAAAGAACUCUUGGGAGGAUGGUGUUUUAGGGACUAAUUGCCCAAUUCCUUCUGGUUGGAAUUGGACGUACGAGUUUCAGAUCAAAGAUCAGAUAGGAAGUUUCUUUUAUUUCCCUUCCAUCAAUUUUCAAAGAGCAUCAGGUGGUUAUGGUGGCAUUAUCGUAAAUAAUAGAGAUGUGAUUCCUGUGCCUUUUGGGACACCAGAUGGAGAUAUAACUCUCUUUAUCAGUGAUUGGUAUACAAAAGACUACAAGGAUGCACUGACAUUACAGGAAAGCAGGAGCUUAGAAAAAUCCUUGACGAGGGAAAUGAACUUGGUGUACCUGACGGAGUCCUUUUCAAUGGUUUAGGUCCCUUUCGCUACAAUGAAUCAGUUGUUCCUGACGGCAUUGUGUAUUCAACAAUAAACGUCGCGCCUGGUGA